Penicillium waksmanii is the source of this 1158-nucleotide messenger RNA. RefSeq lists its product as uncharacterized. Lineage: Eukaryota; Fungi; Ascomycota; Eurotiomycetes; Eurotiales; Aspergillaceae. Gene Ontology annotation, molecular function: methyltransferase activity. The coding region runs from base 1 to 1158 and encodes 385 amino acids. The record is from RefSeq and is a predicted model, not a curated record. The transcript is spliced from 5 exons.
AUGACAGUUACCGACAAGACUGAUGUGCAAAAGCUGGCCGUGCAAAAAGAUGUUGACGAGAUAAUUAACUUCGCCCAGCGAUUCAUGAAAGCUGGUGGUGGUGAUAUGGCCGGCGAUGAGGUCAACCUUGACCUUCAGAAGAAGGCCUUCAACCUAUUCCAAACCCUCCGGGGCCCUGUUUCAUCGGCAUUGUCUUCCUUUGAAAAUGUCAAUGAGCACCCUCUCUUGGGAUCUUUACGAACUCUUCUUGCGGCCGGAGUCUUCCAUGUCAUCCCCCAAGGCGGACCUCCGAUGACAGCCAGCGUGAUCUCUUCACGGACAGGCAUGGAUAAGAGUGUUCUGAUACGUCUGAUGCGAGCCGUGACCCCAUUUGGUCCAUUCUGUGAGACAGGCGAAGAAGAAUAUGCCCACACGCCGUAUUCCGAGGCAUACCUGACCGCGGAUAUCGCUAGCUGCUUUCCGGUAAUGUCGGACCUCAUCUUCGGCCUUGUCCUGCAGAUCUGCGACUUUCUUCGCCAGCAUGACUGGAAGAAUGCGAUCACGACCCGAAGCAACCCGUUCACCCUGGCCCACAAGUGUCCGGGCCGGACGAUGUUCGAGUACCUCUACAAGAACCCGAGGCAUGUUGCUCCCGUAACCAAGGCCGAAGCGGCUGACGUGGACCAAAUGGCCAUGGAUCUGUUCUCAUGGGAGGAUCGGCUUAGUGGUGUUGCAAAGGAUCAUGUUACCAUAGUUGAUAUUGCCGGUAGUCAUGGAAACGCCAUGAGGCAGAUCAGAGAGAUUGCUCCAGGCCAAUCCGCGGUAAGCCGUUUCUUUCUCGUCGAAUGGCCGUGUUAUGGUCGUGAUGGCUCAUGUUAUUACUUCCGGCGCAUCUUCCACGAUUGGCCGGAUCUUCCUGAAGCGAAGAAGAUCCUCCAGAAUACCACAGUCGCGAUGGACCGCGACCAGUCCCGGGUCUUGAUCCACGACAUUAUUGUCCCGGAGACGGGCGCUACCAUGACUCACGCCUGGCAGGAUCUGAGCCUGAUGGCCAUCGGAGGAAUUGAAAGUACCGAGGAGAACUUUGCGAGCAUUCUGGAAAGUAUCGGGCUUGUUCUAGUGAAGGUGUGGAGGAAGCUGGGGGAUAUUAUAGGCAUUGUCGAGGCGAGGCUCCAAUAA